AUGGAUAAGGAUCAGGAAGAAAAAGCGAAAGCGAAACGAUAUAAUCUCACGACAGCCGAGGAACAGCAACGACGACUAGAAAAGCUGUUCCAGAAAAUCGAUAAACCCGUUGUCAUUCCUGAGAGGCCAAAGGAGAAAUCAAGUGUAAAGCCGCCAAAGGAAUUCGUUAGCAAUGUACCAGGGUCCAGUGCGGGUGCUGGUAGCGGCGAUUUCCACGUUUACAGAGCUCAUCGUCGACGAGAGUAUGCUCGAUUACAGGAGAUGACGGAGCAGGAACGAAAGGAAAAGGAGCAACGAGACUAUGAAGAGAAAAUGGCACGAUUAAAGGCUGAAGAUGAAGAGCGUACAGCUAAAAAGCGAGCGAAGCGACAGAAACGCAAACAGGCCCAACAAGCCAAUGGCGACAAAAAGAAACCAAAAACAGAGGAAUCAAGUAGUAGCAAGCCAAAAACAGAGGAGAGUAAAUAA
Molecule: messenger RNA, 468 nt
Organism: Radiomyces spectabilis
Lineage: Eukaryota; Fungi; Mucoromycota; Mucoromycetes; Mucorales; Radiomycetaceae
Exons: 3
Coding region: 1-468 (155 amino acids)
Biological process (GO): negative regulation of protein kinase activity
Cellular component (GO): nucleolus
Molecular function (GO): protein kinase inhibitor activity; double-stranded RNA binding; protein kinase binding
Source: RefSeq, a predicted model, not a curated record